AUGAAGAGCAAGAAAUUUGUGGUGAUGCAGAUCAUAUACCUUCUUGGCUUCAGUUGCAUGUUUUACUUGUCACUAGCAGCUUCGGUCGAAAAAGUGGCAGCACUGAAACCACUAGCUGGGACAAAUGGUAUGCAAACUUAUAUAGUUUGGGUUGAAAAGCCAUCCAGCAAUUUCCUCGCACAAUCUGAUCAUGAAGAUUUAGAGAGUUGGUACCAGUCAUUUUUGCCCCAAACAAUUGCAAACUCAAACCAGCUCGAAAAGCCACGAAUGGUUUAUGCAUACCACAAUGUGGCCACUGGCUUUGCAGCAAGACUGACGGCAGAGGAAGUCAAAGAAAUGGAGAAGAAAGAAGGCUUUAUCUCUGCACAUCCAGAACGUAAAUUGCAAUUGCACACAACUCAUAGUCCUAACUUCUUGGGGCUGCAACAACAAGUGGGACUUUGGAAAGGGUCUCAUUACGGUGAAGGUGUGAUCAUUGGAGUUUUGGAUACUGGAAUAACACCGGGUCAUCCCUCAUUCAGCGACAAAGGAGUGCCAGCUCCUCCAGCUAAAUGGAAAGGCAAGUGCGAUUUCAAGGGGACAGGUUGCAAUGACAAGCUUAUCGGAGCAAGAAGUUUUGAUGGUGGGAAAACUACAGGAGGCCCUCCAGUUGACGCUGCAGGCCAUGGAACUCAUACUUCAAGCACGGCUGCAGGAAACUUUGUGGACGGUGCCAGCGUGUUUGGAAUGGCCAAGGGCACAGCAGCUGGCAUGGCACCUUUAGCUCAUUUGGCAAUGUACCAAGUCUGUUCUGAAGAUGGUUGUUAUGAUUCAGACAUAAUAGCUGGUAUAGACACUGCUGUUGGUGAUGGCGUGGAUGUGAUAUCCAUCUCACUUGGUGGUGGCUCAGCUCCUUUCUAUGGUGACAGUAUUGCACUUGGUGCAUAUGGAGCAAUUCAGAAGGGAAUUUUUGUGAGCUGUUCGGCUGGAAAUGAGGGACCUGACUACUCAAGUUUAUCAAAUGAGGCCCCAUGGAUUCUCACAGUUGGAGCAAGCACCAUUGACAGAAACAUAAGAGCAACAGCAAAGCUUGGAAAUGGGGAAGAACAUGACGGGGAAUCCCUAUUUCAGCCGAAAGAUUUUGGUUCAGAACUAUUUCCUCUUGUCUAUGCAGCUGCACAUAGCAAUGAUUCAACAGCUUUUUGUGAUGUAGGGACCCUUUCAAAUGUUGAAGGCAAAAUAGUGGUGUGUGAGCUAGGUGGAGAAGUUAAAAGAAUUGCAAAAGGGAUAGAAGUGAAAAGAGCUGGUGGUGUUGCCAUGAUUCUUGUCAACCCAGACUUUGGUGGCGAUACGACCAUAGCAGAUGCUCAUGUGCUUCCGGCAACACAUGUGAGUUACGCUGCAGGGGUUAGCAUCCAAGCCUAUAUAAACUCAACCUCAACACCAACAGCUACAAUCUUGUUCAAAGGCACUGUCAUUGGUGAUCAGCUUGCACCAAAAGUCUCUUUCUUUUCAUCGAGAGGACCAAGCAUAGAAAGCCCUGGAAUUUUGAAACCUGACAUUAUUGGUCCUGGUGUGAGCAUCCUAGCUGCAUGGCCUUUCUCAGUGGACAACACCACAGAAUAUAAGACAUUUGACAUUGUUUCUGGUACUUCAAUGUCAUGCCCUCACCUAAGUGGCAUUGCAGCCUUGCUCAAGAGUUCACACCCUGACUGGUCACCAGCUGCCAUUAAGUCUGCCAUCAUGACAACCGCUGAAGUAGACAACCUUGCAGGCUCCGCGAUAAUUGAUGAAACACUUAAUUCAGCAAACCUCUUUGCCAUUGGUGCAGGUCAUGUUAACCCGUCAAAAGCAAAUGACCCUGGGCUCAUCUACGACCUAAAACCUCAGGACUACAUUCCUUACUUGUGUGGUUUGAACUACACAGACAGACAUAUAGCCAUAAUCACCCAGAAAACAGUGAAAUGCUCUGAAGUAGGAUCCAUACCAGAAGCACAGCUAAAUUAUCCCUCAUUUUCUCUCUUUCUAGAUCCUGCCGGGGAGCCUCAGAAUUACACAAGAACAGUGACCAAUGUCGGCCCAGCUAAGUCAACUUAUGAAUUAGCUGUUGUAAGUCCACAUAAGGUAGACAUCAGUGUGCAACCUGAGCAGCUCACAUUCACAGAGGUUGGUCAAACAAUGACAUACCAUGUGGUGUUUGCUGCACAAUAUGAUGCUGGAAAAGAUGGUAUAACGUCUCAAGGAUAUCUGAGUUGGGUCUCAGAUCAGCAUUCUGUUAGAAGCCAAAUAUCGGUGAUCUUUGACACUUGA
Fragaria vesca subsp. vesca is the source of this 2289-nucleotide messenger RNA. Its product is annotated as subtilisin-like protease SDD1-like. The record is from RefSeq and is a predicted model, not a curated record. The coding region runs from base 1 to 2289 and encodes 762 amino acids. Gene Ontology annotation, molecular function: serine-type endopeptidase activity. Lineage: Eukaryota; Viridiplantae; Streptophyta; Magnoliopsida; Rosales; Rosaceae. Gene Ontology annotation, biological process: proteolysis. The transcript has a single exon.